CUGACCCGUGGCGGGUCUUGAACAUGUGCGGUACGUGAUUUCUUCAAUGGUGGCGCAGGCGUGCGCGCACGAGCACGAUCACGACCACGACCACAAGCACGACCACGGCCACGGCCACAAGCACGAGCACAAGCACACACACGAGGGCCACGACCACCACGACGAUUGCAAGGCGUGCACGCACGACCACGGCCACGGCCACAAGCACGAGCACAAGCACACACACGAGGACCACGACCACCACGACGACUGCAAGGCGUGCACCGAGGAGGGCCAUGACCACAAGCACGAGCACAAGCACGACCACAAGCACGAGCGCGGCGAGACGCGGGCGGCGUCGCGCUUCGGCAUCCGCAACUUUGUGUACUCUCGCCGCCGCCCCUUCCACCCCCAGCGCCUGAAGGAGAUGGUGCUCAAGUGGCUGCCGGUGGCGGUCAACCAGGCCAUUGACGGCGAGGCGCCCGAGGCGGGGGACAGCCCCAUCAAGACGGUGAUGCGCUCCAAGGGCUUCAUGUGGCUGAGCUCCUCGCACAGCACUGCCUACUACUGGUCGCACGCGGGGCAGCACUUUGAGAUCCGGGACGAGGGCGACUGGUGGGCGGCGGUGCCGGGAGAGGACUGGCCCGAGGACGGCGCGCAGAAGGACAUCAUCAUGAACGACUUUGACGACGACACGGUCAUGGGCGACCGGCGGCAGGAGAUUGUGUUCAUUGGCGUGGGCAUGGACGAGGCCAAGAUCAGCGCCCAGCUGGAUGGGGCCCUGCUGACCGACGAGGAGAUGGCCAAGUACGCCGAGCGCUGGGCCGCCACACCCGACCCCGCACACCCCGAGGUGGAGGCGCGGCGAGCGGCCAAGCGCGCCAAGGCCACUGAGGCGCAAUGAGCAGGCCGGCGGCGGUGGAGCAGGUGGCGAUGGAGGCGGCUGUGAUGUAGCAGUGCAGGCAAAGGCGGAGGCGGUGGUGGAGGCGGAGGCCGAGCCCACACAGGCGGCGGUGGUAAAGGCGGAGGCAGGUGGCGUGGGCGACGAACAAGGCGAGGAUAGCGAGAAGGCCGGAGAGAGGCGGCGACUCACACAUGCAUGGCAACGCGGGGGCGGCGGAGAUGGCAGAGGCGGACGCAGUGGAAAUGGCGGGGACCGAGGCGGGGGCCGGGGUGGGGGGGGCGGGAGGUGCAUCCGGAGCCAGCAGGUUGCAGGAGGGUGUCGCGUGCGGCGGGCGCGGCGGAAGAUGGAUGGGCGGGAUGUAAGGGGUGUGGGAGGGAACGGUUCUCGAUUCUGAAGUGUUUAUGGGGGUGGCGCUUCGCUGCGGUACCGGUAUGCGCGGUGACGCGCUAAAGCCGUUGUGCAGGUGCGUGGUGACUUCGCGACGGGCACGAGAGUACAAUUCCAGGAUACGAACAGGAGAGUGACUGACUGCUGCGCUGCAGGCAAUCUUAUUGGCAAGUCUGUUCUGCGCUGAUGUGCUCGGAAUCUGGCAGGAUGGCGCUGUAAAUAUUACACCCA
Chlamydomonas reinhardtii is the source of this 1501-nucleotide messenger RNA. RefSeq lists its product as uncharacterized. The transcript is spliced from 8 exons. Lineage: Eukaryota; Viridiplantae; Chlorophyta; Chlorophyceae; Chlamydomonadales; Chlamydomonadaceae. Bases 47 to 883 code for a protein of 278 amino acids. The record is from RefSeq and is a predicted model, not a curated record.